GGGGAGCCAGGAGGGAAGGGGUGUGCCAUUAUAAGAAGCCUCAGAGGAGGCAUGCGUGCAGUUGUUGAAACACUUAGGAUACGAGCUGAGCCACCAAACUGUCUUGUAGCCACAGUAUAGGACCGAGAGACGCCACAGAUACAGGUAACAGGCUGGACCCAGAUCGCAGGCUCUGAAUCUCCCACAUUCUCCAGCUGCUGAGUGCCGUUCUCUUCUGGGUGUGCUGAGCGAUGAGGAUCACUCUGUGGUGCCUGGCAGUGCUGCUGGCAUGCCUCUUCCACCCCGGACACAGUGACUGCCAGGACCAGUGUGUGGCCUGUGGUGCACUCCUGCAGCAGCAGCAGCAGCUACAGCAAGCCUUCAACACCAUGGUGUGUUUUCUUGAGUGUGAGGGUCACGUCUCCUCCUCCUUCAUGUGGGAGCUGUGCAAAAGUGCCGUGGAAUUGUCGCGCCGCCCUUCAUUUUCAGAGGGGGGCACUGUCUCCAAGAGAACAGGGGAGGAGAUGGAGCUGACCUCUCUUGACCUGAACUCUCGCAGUCAGCUGCUGCAAUCUGCAUCGGCAGAGCCCUUCCAGGAGGGGGAUCACGAUGAGCCCCCAUUUGAGCCACGCAGCAUUCAGUAUGACUCAUCACUGCUGGAAUCCUCUGAGGAGGGGGAGGGCCUGCCGGGCCUGGAUGUCAGCAUGGAGGAUGGAGAGAGGAAGCUGAGAGAGGAGAGGAAUUUGGAGAGCCAGUUAGAACGGGAUGAGGGCGCAGCCUCAGAGGUCACCACCUUAUCCAAGCGCUUUGGCGGCUUCUUGAGGGGGCGCCACGGAUACAGGAAGCUGAUCGGCUCUCCCGUGAGACCGCUGCAGAAGCGUUACGGUGGGUUCAUUGGGGUCCGCAAAUCUGCCCGCAAAUGGAACAGUCAGAAACGGGUCAACCAGCUGCUCAGGCAGUACCUGGGGAUGAGGAGUAAUCGCAGUGGGAGGUUCAACGGGAUUCCUGUAACCAGAGUUUGGAGGCAAAACAAACUCUAAGGCCGUUGCUCUCGUGAAACCUGCGGCCCUCGUCUGUACCGGGAUGCUGCCGCAGAAUCCUGCUCCGGUUACCUCAGCCAAUCAUGUUUCCAGCAGCUCACUCAGAUUUUGAACUGUGACGUCGCCAUCGUGAGAACGGCCACCAUCAAUGCACCUCUCUUUGUGUCUCUAAGUAACAAGGAAUGUUUUAACCGUGAUGUCCUUCUCAAGCCUAUUUUCAUGCAAUUCUGUGAAAUAAAAGAAUUAGAGAAGUCCACUUGAA
This is a messenger RNA of Thalassophryne amazonica, 1281 nucleotides long. RefSeq names its product prepronociceptin b (gene pnocb). The transcript is spliced from 3 exons. Gene Ontology annotation, cellular component: plasma membrane; axon terminus; neuronal cell body. Lineage: Eukaryota; Metazoa; Chordata; Actinopteri; Batrachoidiformes; Batrachoididae. The record is from RefSeq and is a predicted model, not a curated record. Gene Ontology annotation, molecular function: opioid receptor binding. Gene Ontology annotation, biological process: sensory perception; chemical synaptic transmission; neuropeptide signaling pathway. Bases 231 to 1019 code for a protein of 262 amino acids.